Messenger RNA from Postia placenta MAD-698-R-SB12, 1932 nucleotides. RefSeq lists its product as hypothetical. The record is from RefSeq and is a predicted model, not a curated record. NCBI's taxonomy places the organism in Eukaryota, Fungi, Basidiomycota, Agaricomycetes, Polyporales, Adustoporiaceae. The transcript is spliced from 2 exons. Bases 1 to 1932 code for a protein of 643 amino acids.
AUGGCCAAGCCGCACGGGCCAAGAGCCACGUCCUCUGGCUCACUCCCUCUCACUCCCCCCUCUCACCCACGACAACGACGACGACGACGACGAUCCCCCGCUCGUCCCGCCCCCUCGUCCUCCCUCCUCGCCCUCUUCGCAACCGUCGCCGCCUCCGCCUCCACUGUCGACGGCCAUCCUCUGCCCACGCAGACACCCCCACCCGAGUUUCUCUGUCCGCAGCUUGGGGUGGCCCCGUGCCUCGCUUCUCCGCCGCGCAGAAACGUCUCGCAGGCGCAGAGCGCCUCAUCAUCCACCAUUUCCGAGCUGCCCUCCAACUCGACGCUCAGCUCGAGAUCGCAGCCCGUCGCAGACAAGUAUGUGUCCUGCGAGGACGGCCGUUGGCGGAAAACAGACGUGUGGACACUCUAUGGUUCGACCUUUUGUCAGGACAACAUUUGCACUGCCACUCCCACGGGCACAUCUACUACAGUCGCGUGUGGCGUGUCCCCCUCGGCUUCAUCCACAGCAACUCCCACUUCGUCCGAGGCGCUUGCGGAUGACCUCUCAGAGCAAAUCUCCGCCUACCCCUCUGGCUGGCUCAGCUCUAAGACUGUGAAAGACGAUCCCCUCACGCCGGUCAUCAUCUCUCUCUCAGUUAUUCUGGCUCUCGCGAUCUGCGUCUUCAUAAUUCUGUGCGUAGUCUGGAGAAGGCGCAAGCGGCGACCAAAGGAUCCGGAGAAGAGGAACCGCAUGCGGGACCCCGGCGCGGGCGAGGAAGAGAGCAUAGAGCUCAAGCGUCUCCUCUCACAGCAGCGGCUCUGGGCAAAGGCGACUGCGCGAUGGAAGGCAGGCGUUCGCCAGUCCUCCCGAAGGCGCUGGAAGCGCCAGCCGGCGGGCAUGAAGGACGCCGACUCCCAGCUGCUCAGCCAGGUUUCCUCUCAUUCCUCGUCGACUUCACUUCAUCGAACCUACACUGCGUCCUCCUCGCGCAGCGCAGCGCUCAGUAUUAGGUCUUCGCGUCAAGACGCAUUGACAGAUCUCCCAGAGCCUGCACCAAUCGCCUCACAACCGGAUCCUCAUCAGCCACAGGAGCCUCCCGCAUAUCUGUCUGAUACGUCAGGUACGGCAUAUUCAGCGCUCGCCAGCGUCCAGGGGAUGAGUCUUUCCCGGUUGGCUGACACACGCCAUGCCACGGACAAUGCAGCAGCGUCUGGGUCAGGUAUCCUUGAGCCGCCUGUGUCUGAUGAUCAUCCCUUGCCAUACAAGGACUUCAUUCACGCAGGUCACGUCGCCACGGACGAUAAGGCACUGCUCGCACGGAUGGCUGCUCUUGCUAGUGCUCCUCCCACCGUCGAUGCUGCGUCUCCCACCGGUUCCUCCAACCCGUCUGCGCUGUAUGCCUGGGUCCCACCGCUCGAGGAUGAGUUCGAGGCGGUGCCGUUUGACCUGCGGAUUGUCGAUUGCGACACAGACGCAGACGUGGGCGGAGCGCUCUCCGGCAAUCGGAGGUCGCCAUCACCGAUGCUGUCGAUCACGCCGUCAUACUCACGUGAUAUGUCGCCCUGUCCGUCCGUGUUGCCUCCGCCACCCGAGAAGAGCCGCCUCGCCGCGCCCGGGUUCUACGAGUAUCCACCGUCGUUCGAGGAAGACCUGCUGGAUGUCGAGCCUGAAAUGGAGCCCUCAGCACCACCGUUUGGCGAAGAUGAUAUCGCAGUUGCGAGCGCGCCCCCGUUGGAGGAUGCCUCCGAGCUUGCGGAGGUCAUUGUGCUGCCUUCGGCGCCACCACUUGAUGGCGCGGAGAUGGAGGACACAUAUGCUACUGCACCCGAGUGGGAUACCCGGUCAAGCACGGACAACGCGCGCGUCGAGCAGUCUCUGCCGCUGAGACGGACCACAGGCCGUCUACAUACCCCCGCAUGGAACGGGAGCCCCCCAAGCUACCUUCCCUAA